Coniophora puteana RWD-64-598 SS2 is the source of this 804-nucleotide messenger RNA. RefSeq lists its product as uncharacterized. NCBI's taxonomy places the organism in Eukaryota, Fungi, Basidiomycota, Agaricomycetes, Boletales, Coniophoraceae. The transcript is spliced from 6 exons. The record is from RefSeq and is a predicted model, not a curated record. Bases 1 to 804 code for a protein of 267 amino acids.
AUGCCUCAGCCCAUACACCUUUCCAACUCUCAGCCCCAAUCUCGCAGCUGGCGCAGGGUCCCCCGCAAGCUGGCCAAGGCUCUCAUGAAGUCCCACCCAUUGCACCUCCCAAAGUACAAUUUACCGCUGCGCUUUCGGCCAUGGUUUGUCCUCUUUACCUGCAUCAUCAUGACCAUACUUGCCGUCCUGGGCUUCACCAACUUGAGGCAUUCCCUGCCCCUCAAUGACAAGGUGCUGCACUUCCUUUGCUUCUGCAUCGCCACGGGCGUCUUUUAUUUCAUCCUCGAUGUCGAAGAGGACGCACGUCGAAUAUGGUUUUGGAGGCACGCAGGGCUCAUCUUCACUGGCAUAAUAUGCUUCUUCUUUGGUGGCUUGAUUAGCGAAGUCGUGCAAGCGACCCUUCCAUACAAAGAAUUCGAAUUUGGCGACGUUGUGGCCAAUCUUCUCGGGGCAGCCUUAGGCCUCUAUGUAGCGUUUUACAUUGAGAAAUACUACCGUCAUCGUAGAGAGAUCGCACGCCUAUACCGCCCUGUCAACACUGAUGAGCUCUCGGAAGAGGAGGCAUCAGAUGAAGAGGGCGCUUCUGGCACGCAGCUACUCCCCCUCCAUCAGUCAAGACCCUCUGCCCCUGCAGCCAAAACGUCCAGUGCUGCGUCUAAAGCACGUGCUGCGGAAGCACCACGACUAGGUGACGUAUGGGACGAACGAGAAGAGAUUUUCGGCAUAGCAGAUGACAGUGACGUCGAAGACGAUGACCUUGGGCAAGGUGGCGGUCAUUCGCAAGUACCACACGCGAAGCCCUGA